Messenger RNA from Triticum turgidum subsp. durum (durum wheat), 405 nucleotides. Lineage: Eukaryota; Viridiplantae; Streptophyta; Magnoliopsida; Poales; Poaceae. The record is from the annotation of a GenBank genome assembly.
AUGGUGUUGCGGAACGCCCAUGAUGAAAUUAUUUUCACAGCAUGCCGGCAGCUCUUUGCAUGUGAUAAUGGCCUUGAUGCCGAACUGGAGGCGUGCAAAGAAGGCCUCGCGCUUGCACUGGUGCGCACGACCUGCCCCAUCCAGGUGGAGUUGGACUGCUCCGAAGCAGUGGUGAUGCUACAGGCCACUGAACAGAACCGGUCGAGGCACAUGACCAUUGUGAGUGAACUUCAGGGGAUGUUAAAAGUUGAUAGGGAGAUCUCAGUUACUCUUACUAGCCGUACCAAAAAUAAAGUUAGUCAUAGUCUAGCUGCCUACCGGCAUUGUACUCCUCAGACUGCGGUGUGGUUAGGAGGAGGUAUAGAUGAAAUUGUGAACUUGUGCAAGGACGGUGAACCACCUUAA